Molecule: messenger RNA, 1034 nt
Organism: Lolium rigidum
Lineage: Eukaryota; Viridiplantae; Streptophyta; Magnoliopsida; Poales; Poaceae
Product: pathogen-associated molecular patterns-induced protein A70-like
Exons: 2
Coding region: 1-729 (242 amino acids)
Source: RefSeq, a predicted model, not a curated record
AUGCUGGAGUCGGCGAUCCCGGCGCUGUGGAGCACCGUCCACGGCUGGUUCACCCCGGCCGUGCUCUUCCUCGUGCUCAACAUCGUCAUCGGCACCAUCGCCGUCAGCUCCAAGGUGACCUCGGCGGCGGGGGGCGGGGAGGGGGGUGCGGCUGAGGCCGCGGCUGGAGCGGCGGCGGGCGGCGAGAAGAGGGGCCUGUCGCGCGUGCCGUCCAUGGCGCUCGACCGGCUCCGGUCGUUCAGGCUGUCCCGCCACGCCGCCGCCGUCCCCGAGCCUCCCGUGGCCGGGUUUGUGGAUCUGGGGCUCGACGAGUACCUGCCGCCGCUGGAGAAGGAGGAGCCGGAGCCGGAGGAGCAGGACCACGCGCACAUCGAGCGGAGCAUGUCGGAGGCGGCGGCGGAGCCGGAGCUGCCGCGGCUCCCGGCGCGGCUCCGCAAGUCGGCGAGCGACAAGUCGGCGUUCGCGCACUUCGUGGUGGAGGAGGACACUGAGGCGGUGGAGGCGCGCAGGCCGGCGACGACGAGGGACCGCCCCCGCCGCCCCCUCGUGGUGGCGGAGCCGGAGGAGCCCGUGUCUGAGGAGGAGCCGGAGGAGGCCGCCGGCGAGGUGGACGCCCGCGCGGACGACUUCAUCAACAAGUUCCACCACCAGCUGAAGCUGCAGCGCAUCGACUCCUUCAUGCGCUACCGGGACACGCUCCGCCGCGGCCAGCCCACCGCCCAGCAGUAGAGCGGCCGAGUCCGGAGGAACGACCAAGCGGGCUAGAUGGAAGGAGGAGAAAAAAAAAAUCCGGGGAGGAAGCAGAGGACAUGCCGACAUGGUCUCUGGUACCUUCUUCCCCCCUUCUGUUUUGGUUUCUUCUUCCCUCACCUUGGAUUGGAUGCUAGUAACAUGUUCUAGUUUUGGAUAAAAGCUCCGCAAUGUGGUACGAUCAUGUCCUGUGAAUUACUACAGCUAUAUGCGGAGGCCUUCGGGAAAGAUAUUGGUAGUGUAAAUUUGUUCCCUGUUCUUCAGAUUCUAGUGGUUUAGCUCUC